Closterium sp. Yama58-4 is the source of this 1491-nucleotide messenger RNA. NCBI's taxonomy places the organism in Eukaryota, Viridiplantae, Streptophyta, Zygnematophyceae, Desmidiales, Closteriaceae. The record is from the annotation of a GenBank genome assembly.
AUGGCGGCCGUCAGACUAAGCGCGCUGCACGUGGCGCAGCCGGGCCUCGCGCCCGUCGCCAGGGCGGGGGACGCCGUCAAGGCCAGCGAAUGUGGCGGCAAGCAGGCGGCGCUGGGGUGGUGCGCCUCCGCGCAGCUGGGGCAGUCCCUGGGGCCAUCCUCGAUGCGCGCUGCCAUCCCCGACGAUACCACCGCGGGUCCCAACAUGCUCCCUUGCCCGCGAGCGUCAUCACCCCCUUUCCACCGCCAUUGGACCUCCUCUCCUCCUGCGUGCUCACCUUCCCCCCACCCGCUCCCCCUUCCCCCCCCGUGCCCGGAGGCAGCGGCGGACGUGGAGCGGCCGUGGCGGGCGGCGGACGCGCGGCUGGCGCUGGAGGACGGGUCGGUGUGGAAGGGGUCGUCGUUCGGCGCGCGCGGGACUGUGGCGGCGGAGGUGGUGUUCAACACGUCGCUGACGGGGUACCAGGAGAUCAUCACCGACCCCAGCUACGCGGGCCAGAUCGUGCUCAUGACGUGCCCGCACAUCGGCAACACCGGCAUCAACCAAGAGGACGAGGAGUCGCGCACGUGCUUCACGUCGGGGCUCGUCGUGCGCAGCAUCAGCAACUGCGUGUCGAACUGGCGGUCGACGCAGACUCUGCCCGACUACCUGCGACAACACAACAUGAUGGGCAUCUCGGAUAUUGAUACCCGCGCCAUCACCAAGCGACUGCGCGACAAGGGCAGCUUGAACGGUGUGAUUUCAACGGAUCGCAAGAAGUCAGACGAGGAGCUGGUGGAGAUGGCUCGCGCAUACAGCAUCGUUGGCAAGGAUCUGAUAACGGGGGUGACGUGUGAGAAGCCAUACGUGUGGGUGGACCCCACGGGCGAAUGGGAGUUCAGCAGCGACGCCAAGGAGGUCUCCAUGGCCAACGCCUUCCAUGUGGUGGCGUACGACUAUGGCAUAAAGCACAACAUUCUGCGCCGCCUCGCGUCGUACGGCUGUCGCAUCACAGUCGUGCCCUCCACCUACCCGCCCCAGGACCUCGCCAAGCUCAACCCCGACGGCGUCCUCUUCAGCAACGGGCCGGGCGACCCGUCAGCGGUGCCGUACGCGGUGGAGAGUGUGCGGGCGGUGGUGGGGACGGUGCCGGCGCUGGGCAUCUGCAUGGGGCACCAGCUGCUGGGGCAGGCACUGGGCGGGCGCACCUUCAAGCUCAAGUUCGGCCACCACGGCGGCAACCACCCCGUGCGCCACCUCGCCUCCGGCCGCGUCGAGAUCAGCGCGCAGAACCACAACUACGCGGUGGACCCGGAGAGUCUGCCGGAGGGCGUGCAGGUGACGCACAUAAACCUGAACGACGGCACGUGUGCGGGGCUGGCAUACCCCGCUCUCAACGUGAUCAGCAUUCAGUACCACCCCGAGUCCUCCCCUGGCCCCCAUGACGCCGACCCAGUGUUCCAUGACUUUGUGCAAAUGAUGAUCAAGCACCGUGCCACUGCAAAGGCCUGA